CUUGAACCCGGAAGCAGUCGGCGGCGCUCGGAAGCAUCGGCGGGACGAGGGAUUCCGCGGGCUCCACUGCUGUAGAAUGGUCGGCGGCGGCGGGAAGCGCAGGCGUGGCGGGCAGGGGCAGCAGUGUGAAAAAACAGUUGACGUGAAGAAGAGUAAAUCCUGUGAAGCUGAUGUCUCCAGGGACCUUCGAAAAGAAGUGGAAAAUCAUUAUAAGCUUUCUCUGCCUGAAGAUUUCUAUCACUUCUGGAAAUUCUGUGAAGAACUUGAUCCUGAAAAGCCAGCUGAUUCACUUUUCGCAAGCCUUGGACUUCGAUUAGUGGGUCCUUAUGAUAUCCUUGCUGGAAAACAUAAAAUGAAAAAAAACCCAGCAAGCCUGAAUUUUAAUCUUCACUGGAGAUUCUACUAUGAUCCUCCUGAGUUCCAGACAAUUAUUAUUGGAGAUAAUAAAACUCAAUUCCACAUGGGGUAUUUCAGGGAUUCUCCUGAUGAACUUCCUGUGUAUGUUGGUACAAAUGAAGCAAAUAAAAACUGUAUAAUUGUUCAAAAUGGAGAUAAUGUGUUUGCUGCAGUCAGAUUAUUUUUGGGGAAAAAACUUAAAGAAGUAACAGAUAAAAAGAAAACUAGUCUCUUGCAAAACAUAGAAGAAAAACUCACAGAAGCAGCCAGAGAACUGGGAUAUUCACUGGAGCAGAGAACCAUGAAGAUGAAACGGAGAGAUAAGAAAGUUGUGACAAAGACCUUUCAUGGUGCAGGCUUGGUUGUUCCAGUAGAUAAAAAUGAUGUUGGGUACAGAGAGCUCCCUGAAACAGACGCCAACCUCAAGAGAAUUUGCAAGACAAUUGUUGAGGCACCGAGUGAUGAGGAGAGACUAAAAUCUUUCGCUCCCAUUCAGGAAAUGAUAACUUUUGUACAGUUUGCUAAUGAUGAAUGUGAUUAUGGCAUGGGGCUUGAGUUGGGAAUGGACCUCUUCUGUUAUGGUUCACACUAUUUUCAUAAAGUUGCUGGCCAGCUUUUACCUCUUGCAUAUAAUCUGUUGAAGAGGAAUCUCUUCGCAGAAAUUAUUGAAGAUCAUCUGGCAAACAGAAGUAAAGAGGACAUAGACCAACUUGCAGCAUGAGUGAGAGUUGGCUUUGGUAUACAGUAUUUUAAAGCAUUAGUAUUAAACUUGGGAUUUUUUUUUUUAAGGAAUACAGAAAAUAAAUUGAUGGAAACAUUUACUAAA
Messenger RNA from Pteropus alecto (black flying fox), 1222 nucleotides. RefSeq names its product histone PARylation factor 1. The transcript is spliced from 8 exons. The record is from RefSeq and is a predicted model, not a curated record. The coding region runs from base 77 to 1117 and encodes 346 amino acids. Gene Ontology annotation, biological process: DNA damage response; regulation of protein ADP-ribosylation. Gene Ontology annotation, cellular component: nucleus. NCBI's taxonomy places the organism in Eukaryota, Metazoa, Chordata, Mammalia, Chiroptera, Pteropodidae. Gene Ontology annotation, molecular function: poly-ADP-D-ribose binding; histone binding.